AUGGCCUUUCCCACCAAUGAUGCUAGAGUCGUGCUGAGCUUCUUGUGGAAAUAUAUUUUCAGUUGGUUUGGUGUCCCAACGACACUGAUUAGUGAUGGUGGAGGCCACUUCUGCAAUAAAUUGUUAGACUCGCUACUGCAGAGAUAUGGAGUCCAUCAUAAAGUGGAAACCUCCUAUCACCCUCAGACAAGGAGACAGGUUGAAGUCUCCAACAGGGAUAUCAAGAGGAUCCUGGAGAAGACUUUGGUUUAUGAAAAACCCUAUCACUUGCCAGUGGAGUUGGAGCAUAGAGCAUAUUGGGCAACAAAGUUUCUGAACUUUGAUGCCAAAGCUGCAAGAGAGAGGAGGCUGUUCCAACUGAAUGAGCUUGAUGAGUUCAAAAACUCUGCUUAUGAGAAUGCCAAGAUCUACAAGGAAAAUACCAAGAAGUGGCAUGAUAAAAAGAUAGCCACAAGAGUGUUUGAGCCAGGCCAAAAGGUGCUAUUAUUCAAUUCUCGGCUCAAGCUCUUUCCUGGAAAGCUGAAGUUCCAGUAG
This is a messenger RNA of Arachis ipaensis, 534 nucleotides long. Lineage: Eukaryota; Viridiplantae; Streptophyta; Magnoliopsida; Fabales; Fabaceae. The record is from RefSeq and is a predicted model, not a curated record.